AUGGCUUCGUUCGAGGACUACGAUGAGUUUGGAAACUACAUAGGAGGAGAUUUGGCCUCAGACGACGAGGAUGAUAUCCUUCAGCCUGAUUUUCGUCCACCCGUACAAGAGCAACCGGCGACACUCGAGGGCUACGAUGACGAGCCUAUGGGAGUUCAGGAGGACGGUGCAUUAAUGGAAAUCGACGAACCUGUUCAUAAUGCCGUAGUCUUGCACGAAGACAAACAAUACUACCCUUCAGCCUCGGACGUUUAUGGCGCAGAUGUUGAAACAUUAGUUCAGGAAGAAGAUGCUCAACCACUCUCUGAGCCAAUUGUUGCCCCCAUUAAGGUUCGAAAAUGGACUGUCGAGGAGAAGGAUAUGCCUGAAACUCGCUUUGACAAAGGCUUCUUGUUGAACAUGAUGUCGUUUCCAGACAUGAUUCGAAAUGUUGCUGUAGUAGGCCAUUUGCAUCACGGCAAGACUGCAUUGGUGGAUAUGCUGGUGUUCGAAACCCACAAACUUAUAUGGGACGCUGACCAACCGACUCGGUAUACCGAUACUCAUAUCCUCUCUCGAGAACGUCGAAUAUCCAUAAAAUCAUCUCCCAUGUCCCUAGUUCUUUCCACCACAUCCGGGAAGUCACAUCUUGUGCAUCUCAUUGACACCCCUGGACACGUCAACUUCGUCGAUGAAGUUGCUUCAGCAAUGCGACUAGUAGAUGGCAUAAUUCUAGUGGUGGAUGUUGUUGAAGGGAUGAUGAUCAACACCGAACACAUUAUACGACACGCAAUGCAAGAGGGUAUCAAAAUGACCCUUGUAGUAAACAAGAUUGAUCGACUCAUCCUGGAGUUGCGCAUUAAACCUGCCGAUGCCUACUACAAGAUCAAGCACACGAUAGAAGAAAUUAACACAUUCAUCAGUGGCAUUGAUCCCGACCCAGACCUUCGUCUCACCCCUGAAAAUGGCAACGUUGCGUUCGCGAGCACUGACAUGAACUGGUGUUUCACCCUUCGCUCUUUUGCGCAAAUGUAUGCUGAUACAUAUGGCUCUUUGGAUGUUCAGUCCUUUGCUGACCGUCUAUGGGGCGAUAUCUUCUUCAAUGAAGAAACGCGGAAGUUCACACGGAAACAAGCAGAUCCGGAACAAAGUCGUACUUUUGUACACUUUAUCAUGGACCCGCUGUACAAACUAUACAGUCAUGUUCUAAGCCAAGAAACGGAUGACCUCAAGCAAACCUUGGAGGGAUUAGGAAUCAGGCUCAAGCCGGUGAUGUACAAAAUGGAUGUGAGGCCACUUUUGAAGGCCGCCUUGGACCAGUUCUUUGGCCCGUCGACGGGACUUGUGGAUAUGAUUGCGGAGCAUAUUCCUUCACCCGUAGAAGGUGCUUCGGGCAAGGUUGAACGGACAUACACUGGUCCACAAACUUCAGAUCUGGUGGCGACGAUGAAAGCUUGCGAUGCAGAAGGUCCUGUCAUGGUUCAGAUCACGAAGUUGUAUCACACUACGGAUGCCCAGUCUUUCAGGUCGUUUGGACGUGUUAUAAGUGGUACGAUCAGAAAGGGUAUGGACAUCAAGGUACUUGGAGAAGGUUAUUCGCCAGAGGACGAGGAGGACAUGAUGAAGGCAAGGGUAGAAGAUAUAUGGUUGAGUGAAUCUCGUUACUUCGUUCCCGCCGAAGAGGCUCCAGCAGGGAACCUUGUUCUUCUUGGCGGCGUUGACGCCUCUAUAUCGAAAACAGCAACUCUGGCUUCUGUGGACAUCGACGAUGACCUUCACAUUUUCCGCCCAAUAAAACACAUGACGGAGUCUGUCCUGAAAGUUGCUAUUGAACCUAUUGCUCCAUCGGAAUUGCCCAAGAUGCUGUCUGGCCUACGAAGUAUCAACAAGUCCUAUCCUCUUGCUGCUACUAAAGUAGAAGAAAGUGGUGAACAUGUUCUGAUUGGCACUGGAGAACUAUACUUGGACUGCAUUUUGCACGAUCUUCGCAAAUUAUUCUCAGAAAUUGAGAUCAAGGUGUCCGACCCCGUGACCAAGUUUUGCGAGACUGUUCUGGAGACCAGCGCGCUGAAAUGUUAUGCUGAUACACCAAAUAAAAAGAACAAAAUCACGAUGAUCGCAGAGCCACUUGAGAGAGGAGUUGCGGAAGACGUUGAACGAGGCAGAGUGACUAUGCGUAUGACACCAAAGGAGAGAGGUUCUUUCUUCCAGGAAAAAUAUCAAUGGGAUCUAUUGGCUUCUCGAUCAAUAUGGGCGUUUGGACCAGAAGAGAGUGGACCCAAUAUACUAUUGGACGACACUCUGCCUUCACAGGUGGACAAAAAGAUGUUGGGCACUGUGAAAGAACACAUCAAGCAGGGCUUCCAAUGGGGUGCUCGUGAAGGUCCCCUAUGUGAUGAGCCAAUGCGCAAUGUGAAAUUCCGUAUCCUUGAUGCCAGCCUGGCACAAGAACCAAUUUUCCGUGGCGGUGGCCAGAUUGUUCCAACUGCACGACGAGUAUGCUACUCGUCUUUCCUUAUGGCUACUCCUCGUUUGAUGGAGCCUGUAUACUAUGUUGAGGUGCAAGCCCCAGCAGAUUGUAUAUCAGCUGUUUAUACUGUUCUUGCGAGACGGAGAGGACAUGUGACGCAAGAUAUACCAAAAGCCGGUUCGCCGUUGUACACAGUGAAAGCCCUUAUUCCGGUGAUAGAUGCCAAUGGCUUUGAAACUGACCUACGAACGGCAACGCAAGGCCAGGCGUUCUGUCUCCAAGUGUUCGAUCACUGGUCAAUUGUGCCCGGUGAUCCCACGGACACUAGCAUUAAGCUUCGACCACUGGAGCCAGCGUCUGGGCAAGCGUUAGCGAGAGAUCUUGUACUGAAGACACGGCGGCGCAAAGGUCUUGGAGACCAGAUUGCGGUGUCGAAGUAUCUGGACGACGAGUUUGUGGUAACGCUUUCCGUUCUCCUUGCUGUCGCUGCUGCCAGCGCGUCGGCCUCCGAUGAUGCAAAACCUGUAUUCCAGGCUACCGAAAUAACCGCCCCCUUCCUUGAACAAUUCACUGAUGACUGGUCGGAGCGCUGGACUCCUUCAGAGGCUACCAAGAAAACCCCAGUCGGCGGCGAGACUUUUUCCUACGUCGGCAAGUGGGAGGUUGAGGAGCCAGAGACAGUAGUCGUCGAGGGCGAUAAGGGCCUCGUGGCUAAAACCAAGGCUGCUCACCAUGCCAUCUCUGCACCUUUCUCAGAGCCAAUCAGCUUCAAGGACAAGCCUUUGGUGGUUCAAUAUGAAGUCAAGUACCAGAAGGGCGGCAACUGCGGUGGUGGCUACGUGAAGCUCCUUGAGGAUGGCUUCCAGACCAGUGGUAAAGAGUUCUCUGACAACACUCCUUGGGUUGUCAUGUUUGGACCUGAUCUCACUUGUCCUGGCACCAAGCUCCACUUCAUUUUCCGUCACAAGAACCCCAUCACCGGCGAGUAUGAGGAGAAGCACCUUGUGCCUCCUCCCAAACCCGCGUUCGAGAAGCUCACCAACCUUUACACCCUCAUUGUCAACCCCGACAACACCUAUGAUGUUCUCUUCAAUGGCGAGAGCCAGAAAUCUGGUAGUCUUCUUGAGGACUUUACCCCCGCCGUUAACCCAUCUAAGGAGAUUGAUGACCCUGAAGACACGAAGCCCGAAGACUGGGUCGACACCAAGAGGAUCGCUGACCCUGACGCUACCAAGCCCGCAGACUGGGAUGAAGAUGAACCUUACCAAAUCGUUGACGAGGACGCUGAGAAACCCGAAGGCUGGCUCGAUGACGAACCUGACACUAUCCCCGACCCUGAUGCUGAGAAGCCUGAAGAGUGGGAUGAUGAGGAAGACGGUGACUGGAUUGCACCCACCGUUUCCAACCCCGCUUGUGAGGAAGCUCCUGGAUGUGGUGCUUGGAAAGCUCCCAUGAAAGCCAACCCCGCUUACAAGGGCAAAUGGUAUGCUCCCAUGAUUGACAACCCCGCAUACAUCGGUGAAUGGGCCCCACGCAAGAUCGCCAACCCUGAUUUCUUCGAAGACCUUACUCCUGUUCAGAGCCUUGAGAAGAUCGGUGGUAUUGGUAUUGAACUCUGGACCAUGACUGAGGACAUCCUCUUCAACAACAUCUACAUUGGUCACUCUGCUGAGGAUGCCAAGGCUCUUGCUGCUGAAACAUUCGAGGUUAAGAGACCUCUUGAAGUUGAGGCCGCCAAGGUUACUCUCCCAGACGACGAUGAGGAAGUGUCCUUCGCUGAGGACCCAGUCGCCUUCAUCCGCCAGAAGGUCUUCACUUUCAUCGACCUCGCCAAGCUUGACCCCGUCCUUGCCUUCAAGACUCAACCUGAGACUGGUGUCGCCUUGGCUGGUGCCGUCUUUACUCUCUUCGGAAUGAUUGGUGUCCUCUUUGGUCUCGUCGGUGCUCAGCAAAAACCCAUUACCAAGUCGUCCAAGAAGACCGAUGCCCCUACUGCCGAUGACAAGAAAAAGGAUGAGAGUGCUCCUGUUGCACCUGCUGGAGGGGAGAAGAAAGAUGAGACACCUGUGAAGAAGCGCAAGUAA
This is a messenger RNA of Serpula lacrymans var. lacrymans S7.9, 4533 nucleotides long. RefSeq lists its product as uncharacterized. Gene Ontology annotation, cellular component: U2-type catalytic step 2 spliceosome; U4/U6 x U5 tri-snRNP complex; endoplasmic reticulum. Bases 1 to 4533 code for a protein of 1510 amino acids. Gene Ontology annotation, molecular function: GTP binding; calcium ion binding; translation elongation factor activity. The transcript has 23 exons. NCBI's taxonomy places the organism in Eukaryota, Fungi, Basidiomycota, Agaricomycetes, Boletales, Serpulaceae. Gene Ontology annotation, biological process: mRNA splicing, via spliceosome; protein folding. The record is from RefSeq and is a predicted model, not a curated record.